This is a messenger RNA of Acanthoscelides obtectus, 244 nucleotides long. Lineage: Eukaryota; Metazoa; Arthropoda; Insecta; Coleoptera; Chrysomelidae. The record is from the annotation of a GenBank genome assembly.
AUUUCUUUCGACUACAUAUUAUUAAAAUAAACAAAUUUAAAAAGAAUGCUAUUAAAAUUAAGGCAGCUUAUAUCUUCGGCAUUAAUACUAAUUAAUGCUGUUAUUCUUGUAGCACCCAGUCGAUUACGCAAUUUGAUUUUGUUUAACUUAAUGUAAAAAAAUAAUCUUUCCACACUUGCGCUACUGUGUGGCAAUAUAAAUAAAAUUUGAACAAAAUUGGCAAGCUCUGGGUCUGCGAGACUAU